ACCCGUAGUCUUUUCCCAAGCCCAACAUAACAUUAGCAAAUCUUCUUGCCUCUUUUGUUUUUCGCAGACUGUCGCUUGCUCGCUCAACCGUCGCGCAUAAAGACAACAUACGCCAACUAUAGCUUCUGCUUUCUGUACUCUUUCUUGAAAGCAAACAUGUUUUUUCACAUAGUAUUGGAGAGAAACAUGCAGCUGCAUCCUCGUCACUUUGGCCGUGACCUUCGGGAAAAGCUCGUCUCAAAACUCAUGAAAGAUGUCGAAGGAACUUGCAGCGGUCGGCACGGUUUCAUUGUGGCCAUCACUGGGAUUGAAAGCGUUGGUAAAGGUCUAAUUCGUGAUGGAACUGGUUUUGUUACUUUCCCGGUGAAGUAUCAAUGUGUUGUCUUUCGACCUUUCAAAGGUGAGAUUUUGGAAGCUGUUGUAACCAUGGUUAACAAGAUGGGAUUUUUUGCUGAAGCAGGGCCUGUGCAGAUUUUCGUUUCAAACCAUUUGAUACCAGAUGACAUGGAGUUUCAGUCAGGAGAUGUACCAAAUUAUACAACUUCCGAUGGCUCCGUCAAAAUUCAGAAGGAGAGUGAAGUUAGAUUGAAGAUAAUUGGAACUCGUGUUGAUGCCACAGAAAUUUUCUGCAUUGGUACAAUAAAGGAUGAUUUCCUCGGAGUGAUCAGUGAUCCUGGCGCAAAUGCUUGAUAUAAAGCACUUUUGUCUAGCCUUUCGUGAACUAAUGGAAGUUGUUGCUUAGAGUGGGAAGAAGUACUAUGUAUUCCAAGUGCUUUGGUUGAAGACUGCAAGAUCUUGUUACAGUGUAGCAAAGCCGUGGUGUAACAUUUUCUUCAGCUGUGCCGAUUAUCUGGCGAAUCCACAUAAUCGUAUGCACUAAUUUUCUUCGUCGAUCUACAACAGUAUGUAAUAAUUUGAUAUUCAAAUGGACGAGGCAAUAUGUUUUGCUGGAUGAGAUUGGAUUGGCACUUUCGAAUCAUUUGCACAUGUGCUUGAAACCAGCAUUUCUGUAGAUUAUUGCCAUAAUUUUCUCUCGGGGGAACAAAUGUACAACUUGCUAUUGUGUAGGUCCGUGCUGUUGUUUUA
This is a messenger RNA of Nicotiana tabacum (common tobacco), 1086 nucleotides long. RefSeq names its product DNA-directed RNA polymerase II subunit RPB7. The record is from RefSeq and is a predicted model, not a curated record. Gene Ontology annotation, cellular component: RNA polymerase II, core complex; P-body. Gene Ontology annotation, biological process: DNA-templated transcription; positive regulation of nuclear-transcribed mRNA poly(A) tail shortening; nuclear-transcribed mRNA catabolic process. NCBI's taxonomy places the organism in Eukaryota, Viridiplantae, Streptophyta, Magnoliopsida, Solanales, Solanaceae. Gene Ontology annotation, molecular function: single-stranded RNA binding; translation initiation factor binding; single-stranded DNA binding.